Plectropomus leopardus (leopard coralgrouper) is the source of this 1341-nucleotide messenger RNA. RefSeq names its product troponin I, slow skeletal muscle-like. Gene Ontology annotation, cellular component: troponin complex. The record is from RefSeq and is a predicted model, not a curated record. Gene Ontology annotation, biological process: skeletal muscle contraction; cardiac muscle contraction. NCBI's taxonomy places the organism in Eukaryota, Metazoa, Chordata, Actinopteri, Perciformes, Serranidae.
CAAAUCAAAAAGGGUUGCACUGUGACCAAAGCAAUUGUCAGGUGGACAGGGGGUCUAUUUUAGCGAGCCAUUCACACGAGACUUUGAAUACAUAAAUCUUUCACUAAUAAUCAUGAAGUGCUUUUUCUGUUGCUGACUCACUCUGUCACUGCCCUCUCUGAUUUCUUCUCACCUUCAAGGUACUGUAAGCGGCAGACAUGUCUGAGGGACCGAGGAAGCCAAAAUAUUCAGCGACACGCCGACUGCAUUUGAAGUCCAAGCUGCUGAAAAAGGCAGCUUCUAUGCUUGUGGCUGAACGCGAAGAGAGGAAACACGAGAAGGAGAGAGUUGUUAAUGAGUGCUUCCCUCCGCUGGCGCUGUCAGGUCUGUCAGUCCAGGAGCUCCAGGACCUUUGCAAAGAACUACAUCGGAAGAUUGAUGUUGUAGAUGAAGCUCGUUAUGACAUAGAGGUCAAGGUGGCCAAAAAUGACAUAGAGAUCCAGACGCUGAACCAGAAGAUCAUAGGGCUGAAGGGGGCAAAGAGACCCAACUUGAAGAGGGUUAAGAAAACCACAGACGACAUGCUGGGUGCAUCCAUUGACAGUUCCAAACUCAUGAAGGCUGAUUUCAAGGCCAACCUUAAGACAGUAAAGAAGGAGGAAGACAAGAGGGAAGAGGUGACUGACUGGCGUAAGAACGUGGAGGCCAUGUCUGGUAUGGAGGGCAGGAAGAAGCUGUUUAACGCAGCACAAUAAGAAGAAACACUGUCCGAAUUCAAGAAGUUUCUAUUACAGGAUGAAAUGAAACUAGUUUUGUAAAGAUUGAAGCACUUGUAAAAAAUGAAAUGCAUGCAUCAUUUAGAUUAUGAUGUUAACAGUUUAAAAUUUUGAUUUAAUGCAAACAGUUAUGUAAAAAGUACCACUGUGUGCCAUGGAUGAGAGGGCAUAAGUUUUGUUUCAUCAUUUGGGGGGGCAUAUAUGAAACGGGGGGGUUCGGAGGUCCUAGAAAAUUUUGAGCAUCCCACUCUCGAUUUCCUACACUCUGGUAAAUCUUAAUGCACAAAUUUGUGCCUUUUUGGCAUGAACUUAUGGUGCAAAUUUCUUUAAUCUUCAAUAAAUGUUCUAUGAUACUGCAUGUUUAGGCAAAUGCACAUGUUCUAAAUAUUAAGGGGAAAAUCUACACCUAUGCAUGGAUAUAAUAAUAUAAUUUGUACCCUUUGCAUAUUUAAAUUGUGCCUCAGAAAAUGCAGAUCAGCUUUAUAAUUUUGUCUUUUAAAGUGCAGUAUUUGUAUCACACAGAUGAUGGCGCUGCCCCAGUAUCUGCAAUACAUGUUAUACACAUUAAACAACUACAAUGACUUUA